AUGAAACAUAUAACUGAGCAACACUUAUCAUCGGAAUUCACCAUAAAUCAACAAUCAUCAUCAGAAUUCCCGACGGAUCAACAAUCGCCAUUAGAAUUCACACCGAAUCCACAAUCACCAUUAGAAUUCACAACAGAUCAACAAUUAUUAUCAACUUCAGUAACAAAGUCGACUCCUAGCAAGACAACGACUAUAGAAAAUAAAGGACGACGUAUUCAAAUUACUAGUACUAUGAUUUUUGUUGUUCUUAUUGGAUAUAUAUCGCAUCUUGAUUUUCAAUACUGUUUUUGA
Molecule: messenger RNA, 291 nt
Organism: Adineta steineri
Lineage: Eukaryota; Metazoa; Rotifera; Eurotatoria; Adinetida; Adinetidae
Source: the annotation of a GenBank genome assembly